AUGCCCAAACGUCUGAAAAAGUUAUUUCCUUCAUUUCACAAGCACAAGGAUAUUGAGAAAGUGGAAGCCCAGAUCAAUCAAGCAGAAGACCAAAAAGACAGCACGAAUAUCGCUAGACCGCCGACUUCCAGCCAGCCAGCAAUCCAACUACUUCAGUCAAUCGAAACCUUCCAGCCAAAAGACCUGUGGCAAGCUGCGUAUGACCAGCUCGAUGAGAAGCAGCAGCAGAUUUUGUUACGCACACAAAGCUCUCCCGAAUCAGAGGAAAAGAAAGCUGGCUCGAGAGAGCUGAUCGACGAGAUCAUCCACGUGACAAAACUGCAAUACGAGGCAUAUCAGCAGAAGUCAGAUAAUACACUCCGGAAAACUUCGCGGAAGAUCAUCGAUGCGUUACUUUCCUAUAAGGACAUCAUUAGUACGGUUGCUGGACUUGACCCCACACAACAUGUAGCCAGUGCUUGGGCUGUCGUGUCGCUUGGUUUGAAAAUUACCCAAAACCACCAUGAUGCACGAAAUGCAUUGUUUGAAUCAUCGGAGUACCUGGCCGACGUUAUUACACAAUGCGCCUUCAUCGAACAGAGAUUCAAUCUUGACGGCUAUUCAGAUAUUCGAGGCCAUGUGGAAACCGCAAUAAUCAAACUCUAUAUGGCCAUUCUGCGCUAUUCAGGACAGAUUCGGAAUUCCCAAGAGCAUGGCGUCGGAAGAAACCUCUCGGACUGUUUCACUGCCAUUACUGGGCACCCACUUACGGAGCUCAAGAGCUCAGUCGAAAAAGAAAGAGACAAUUUGCGCCGGUGGACCGAGCUUGGUGGAUACUUGCACCAUGCAAAGGAGGCAGAAAAUAUUCUUCUCAAAAUCGAUGAGCUUAGCGAAUCCCUGAAGCUUCUUUUGGAACAGUCUAGCCUUAUGCAUCUACAUGUUGUGGAGGGAGCAUUAUAUGACUCUCAUGUUCAUGAACAUGAGGAUUUUUGCCUUCCAGGGACCAGAACCGAGCUUCUUUCCCGUAUUACGGAUUGGGCGAACUCCGAUGAUAAAUUCGUCUUUUGGUUGAAUGGGAUGGCGGGAACGGGGAAGUCUACCAUUGCACGCACAGUUGCACAAGGGUUCAAAGAACGAGGACUGCUUGGUGCCAGCUUUUUUUUCAAGCGGGGCGAAGCCGACCGUGGUACUGCAUCAUACUUGAUAACCAGUAUCGUGGGACAGCUGGUAACUAGACACAGGCAACUGGUGCCUGAGGUCUUGAGUGCCAUCAAGACUGAUCCGCGGAUUACAUCGAAGUUUCUGAGAGAUCAAUUUCACCAGCUUCUCUAUCAGCCUCUUCUAAAGCUGCAACCGGACCAAUCCACCACGAUUGUGAUCGUUAUUGACGCCUUGGAUGAAUGUGAUGGGGAUGAUGAUAUAAAACUCAUACUUCAUCUCUUGUUCAGAUUACAAGAAAUUCAGUCUGUGCGCUUGCGUGUAGUCUUGACAAGCAGACCUGAACUUCCGAUCCGUCUCGGUUUCAUGAAGGAAGACAAGUAUCAGGACCUAGUUCUCCAUGAACUUCCUGCUCCAGUAAUCGAACACGAUAUUCGCGUGUUCCUAGAAUACAAGCUUUCAGCAAUACAACGCGAACACUCACUUCCCUCUGACUGGCCUGGGAAUAAAAGACUUGAGCAACUGGUGCAGAUGGCUCUACCUUUGUUCAUCUUUGCGGCCACUCUUUGCCGCUUUGUUGGGGAUGAAGACUGGUUCCCGGAAGAGCGUCUUACAGCCGUUCUUCAAGAUGAAGCAACAACAUCGACAUCAGAUAUGGAUCGGACAUAUCUACCAGUACUACGCCAACUCCUUACCGCGAAAAAUAAGAAGGAUUUUGAGCGACUCUUACAAGAGUUUCAGGAUAUUAUCGGCGUGAUUGUUCUUUUGGCCGUCCCUCUCUCAGUUGUCACUCUUGCGCAAUUCACUGGGAUACCCGAGAAUAAAAUUGUUAAUCGAUUAAAGAGAUUUCACUCUGUUCUGAGUGUCCCAGCGGAUCUCGAAGCACCGGUUCGCAUUCUGCAUCUUUCAUUUCGAGACUUCUUAAUCCAUACAGAAGGUGACUUUCGUAUCAAUGAAAAGAAUACACAUCGACAAAUAGCAUUACACUGUCUACGCGUCAUGGACACUCGGCUCAGGCACAAUAUCUGUGACCUAGCAAGUUACGGAAUACAGUGCCAGGAUAUCGACCCUCAGGUCAUCCAGCAGCGCCUCCCUGCUGAUUUGCAAUACUCCUGCUGUUAUUGGGUACAUCAUCUGAAGCAGAGCCAGGGUGGUAUCCCUGAAUCUGAAAUCCUCUCUUUUCUUCAAAAGCGGUUCCUUCACUGGUUGGAGGUACUAGCUUUAAUAGGGAAAAUAUCCGAGGCGGCAGGAAUGAUAAAGAUAUUAGAGUCAAGCAUAUGGAAGAAAUACGAUCCUGCUCUUUCAGGGUUUUUAUAUGAUGCAAGAAGAUUUACUCUUCAAAAUCUUUAUAUAGCUGACAUUGCUCCACUGCAACUCUACUGUUCCGGGCUAGCAUUUGCACCAGCACAAAGUGUCAUCAAGGGGACAUUUCUUAGCGAAUUAUCAAAACAAAUACAGCUGCUACCAACGGUAAUGGAUUCCUGGAGCACACCUCUACAGACGCUAGAGGGCCAUUCAGAUUUCGUUAGAUCAGUGGCCUUCUCUCCUGAUGGACUCACCCUAGCAUCGGGCUCAGACGACCACACCAUCAAGCUCUGGGAUACGGCGACCGGCACGCAGCGGCAGACGCUAGAGGGCCAUUCAAAAUGGGUUAAAUCAGUGGCCUUCUCUCCUGAUGGACUCAUCCUGGCAUCGGGCUCGGCCGAUCACACCAUUAAGCUCUGGGAUACGGCGACCGGCACGCAGCGGCAGACGCUAGAGGGCCAUUCACAUAUAGUUAAUUCGGUGGCCUUCUCUCCCGAUGGACUUACCCUGGCAUCGGGCUCGGAAGAUAACACUAUUAAGCUCUGGGAUACGGCGACCGGCACGCAGCGGCAGACGCUAGAGGGCCAUUCACAUAUAGUUAAUUCGGUGGCCUUCUCUCCCGAUGGACUCAUCCUAGCAUCAGGCUCGAGUGAUAGCACCAUUAAGCUCUGGGAUACGGCGACCGGCACGCAGCGGCAGACGUUAGAGGGCCAUGAAAAUUGGGUUAAUUAUGUGACCUUCUCUUCCGAUGGACUCAUCCUGGCAUCGGCCUCAGGCGACCACACCAUCAAGCUCUGGGAUCCGGCGACCGGCACGCAGCGGCAGACGCUAGAGGGCCAUUCAAGUUGGGUUUGUUCGGUGGCCUUCUCUCCCGAUGGACUCACCCUAGCAUCGGGCUCGGACGACCGCACCAUCAAGCUCUGGGAUCCGGCGACUGGCACGCAGCGACAGACGCUAGAGGGCCAUUUAAAUUGGGUUAGUUCAGUGGCCUUCUCUCCCGAGGGACUCACAAUAGCAUCGGGCUCGAACGAUCACACCAUCAAGCUCUGGGAUCCGGCGACCGGCACGGAUCCAGCGACUGGCACGCAGCGGCAGACGUUAGAGGGCCAUUCAACUUGGGUUAAUUCGGUGGCCUUCUCUCCCGAUGGACUCAUCCUAGCAUCAGGCUCGAGUGAUAACACUAUCAAGCUCUGGGAUCCGGCGACCGGAACGCAGCGGCAGACGUUAGAGGGCCAUUCAAGGUGGGUUAGUUGGGUGGCCUUCUCUCCCGAUGGGCUUACCCUAGCAUCGGGUUCGGGCGACCACACUAUCAAGCUCUGGGAUAUGGCGACCGGCACGCAGCGGCAGACGCUGGAGGGCCAUUCGCAUGUGGUUAAUUCAGUGGCCUUCUCUCCCGAUGGACUCAUCCUAGCAUCAGGCUCGAAUGAUAACACUAUCAAGCUCUGGGAUCCGGCGACCGGAACGCAGCGGCAGACGUUAGAGGGCCAUUCAAGUUGGGUUUGUUCGGUGGCCUUCUCUCCCGAUGGACUCACCCUAGCAUCGGGCUCGGACGACCGCACCAUUAAGCUCUGGGAUACGGCGACCGGCACGCAGCGGCGGACGUUAGAGGGCCAUGAAAAUUGGGCUAGUUCAAUUGCCUUCUCUCCCGAUGGACUCACCCUGUCAUCCGGCCCGGAAGAAAACACCAUCAAGCUCUGGGAUACGGCGACCGGCACGCAGCUAGAGGGCCAUUCACAUCUGGUUAAUUCGGGGGCCUUUUCUCCCGAUGGACUCACGCCAGCUCUCGAAAAAGGUCUUGACGAUUGCCAGAUAUCAUUAUCGAAUAACUGGGUUAGUUUGGGAGGUGAGAAUGUACUAUGGCUCCCGGCUGAGUAUCGUUCCAUUGAGUGCCAGGCUGUCAACGGUGCCACACUUGCCCUCGGUUUCUUUCUUUGUCGGUUCGCUCCGGAUUCACUCGAGUGUUGCGUUGUCGGCGCUCGCCGCUACCGCAGCCCAGGACAGGAAGGCGUUGGGAGUGACCCGAGCGCGCACUUGUUCUCGCAACUUAUCGUUGAUGGGUUUGAGCUCGUGCUGGUCGCAUUUGAUUUCCACCAGGUCCGCUUUGGUCGAUUCAAUAAGCGCAGUUUGGUGGGUGAUCGUUUCUGUCAGGCUGUCGACCAGCCGCCAGAUUUCCCGGGUCGUGACGCGUCCAUUGUUGUCUCCAGUGGUCGUGGUCUCGACGCUCGGGAGAGCUGGGAUAGCGUGGCCAUCGCUGAGGCAGCCUGUCUUUUUGUUCGAGGUGCGGUCGUUGAUUCAAGGUUUUCUGACACAUGGGCCGUUGCCGUUCCUUGCGAUUUUGUGUGA
Molecule: messenger RNA, 4785 nt
Organism: Penicillium arizonense
Lineage: Eukaryota; Fungi; Ascomycota; Eurotiomycetes; Eurotiales; Aspergillaceae
Exons: 5
Coding region: 1-4785 (1594 amino acids)
Cellular component (GO): Cdc73/Paf1 complex
Molecular function (GO): protein binding
Source: RefSeq, a predicted model, not a curated record